This is a messenger RNA of Chiloscyllium plagiosum (whitespotted bambooshark), 5010 nucleotides long. Lineage: Eukaryota; Metazoa; Chordata; Chondrichthyes; Orectolobiformes; Hemiscylliidae. The record is from RefSeq and is a predicted model, not a curated record.
AUGUGGUACUUUGUCAAAAAGGCCUUGGGAACAAAUCGAGACACCAUUUAUACGGCUAGUGAAGGAUUGGCAGCACCGCCAAUGAGUGCCCACAGGAUAAAAGCUGGGAUUUUUGGCACUGACCAUCGCCAUGCCUUACUCCGAGGGGAGCCCACUGACCUGCCCGUGGACCAGGCUAAGGUGGUCCGUGUGUUCAUCAGUUCUACAUUCACAGAUAUGAGCAUGGAACGUGAUGCUCUCUUGGACAAGGCCUAUCCAGAGGUACAGGAGUUCUGUCAAAAAUUGGGCCUAGUCUUUGAGGUAGUUGACAUGCGCUGGGGAGUACCAAAUACACUGACUGCUGACCACAUGAGCACAGAACUGUGCCUGACAGAGAUCGAAUCUUGUAAAAGGAUGUCACUGGGACCCACUUUUGUUGCUCUGCUGGGCAAUCGCUACGGAUUUCGUCCCAUCCCCCGUGUCAUCGAGGGCAAGGAGUUUGAGGAAUUGCUCCUGAAGCACGCUUCGGAUUCCCAGUCCUCGAAGCUGCUUCAGGAAUGGUUCUGGAAAGAUGAGAAUGCGGUUCCACCUGUGUACAUCCUCCAACCUAUCACCACACAUCUCCCGGACUACAGCAAGAUGAGAACCGAGAGGCGAGAGGAGCAUGAGAAGGCCCUGCAAUCCUGGUCUGACCUCCAGCAGCUCAUUGCUGAUCUCCUGCGAGUCGCAGCCACCCAGGCAGAGAAAGAGGGCCGAAUACAGAAAGGAGCAAGGCACAAGUAUUUCAAAUCAGUUACUGAGUUUGAGAUCGACCGGGGCUUAGUUGAAACAAAAGAAGGGGACGUGUGCUCAACAGUGUUUAUCCGUGACAUCCCCAAUAUCCAGGAUCACUUCGACCAGGAGCAGCUACCCAAAUUCAUCGACGUUAAAGACGACGGGAGCAUUGACACUGAGGCUCAGGAGCGACUCGCCAGCCUAAAGGCCCAAGUCGUUGGCAAAUCCACCAGGAGCCUGCGGAUGCACUCGGUGCAGUGGUCAGAUGGAGUUCUGGACACCCAGAGCCAAGCCCAUGCUGAGUAUCUCCACGACUUGUGCCAGAACUUCGUGGAGGACAUGAAGCAGCAGAUCGAGGGAAAGGUGGCAGCGCGUCAUGGGGUCCAGGAGGAGCCGGCCUGGCUCUUUGAGGAACUGCGUCACCAAGGCCAUCUGUGCAGGGUGAAGCGCAGCAUCUUCUGUGGGCGCUCGCAGCUCCUCACCGAUAUUGGCCAAUGCCUCGAGCAGCACAACGGGAGCACCCACUGGCCCCUGGUCAUCCACGGGGCGUCGGGCACGGGCAAGACGGCGGUAAUGUCAAAGCUGGCCGAAGAGGUGAGGAGAACCUUCAGGAAUGGCUGUGUGGUGGUCACCAGGCUGCUGGGUACAUCAGCCCUGAGCUCGGAGAUACACUCAGUGCUGAAAAGUGUCUGCUUCCAAGUGUGCCUGGCCUUUAGGCUCAAAGUGCCUGCAGCCCACGUCACCAACUCUUACACUGAGCUAGUCCGAUUCUUCCACAACCUCCUGAGCACAGCGUCCAAGAGAAAUCGAGAGACCCUAGUCCUUAUCUUUGACUCCCUGGACCAGUUGUCUUCCAGCGACGGAGCUCAUAGACUCCACUGGCUGCCGAAGGUAUGCCCCCCCAAGGUUCACAUCAUAGUCUCCACCCUGCCAGCGGAGCACAACAUCUUGGCCGUGCUGCAGGAGGUGAUACCCAGGCCCGAGUGCCACUUCGAGGUGGAGCCUCUGUCCAACCAGCAUGGUCAAGAGCUCAUCGACCUGCUGCUGGGCACGGUGAAGAGGAGGCUAACCACAGAGCAGCGAAACCUCAUCCUGGAGCGUUUCCGAGACUGCGGCCAACCCCUCAUGCUCAAACUGACCUUCGACGAGGCCAAGAGGUGGAGCUCGUAUGUGCCGGCCUCAGAGCUGGACGUAGCUGCUGGCACACGGGACGCUGUGCGUCUCUUAUACUCACACCUGGAGAAGACGCACGGCCGGGUCUUCGUCUCGCAUGCUCUGGGAUACAUUGUCUGCUCAAGGAACGGACUGUCAGAGAGUGAGCUAAAGGAGAUCCUCUCAUUGGACGAUGAAGUGCUUGGUGACAUCUACCAAUACUGGUCCCCUCCAAACAAAGACAUCAUCCGCCUCCCUCCCUUACUGUGGACCCGGCUUCGAUAUGACAUCGGGGAUUAUCUGGUGGAGAGGCAGGCAGAUGGGUUCCCAGUCCUUGGCCUUUAUCACCGGCAGUUCACGGAGGUGGUGUAUGAGCUGUACCUGCUGGCGGAGGAGAAAACCAAACAGCACUCGGUGCUGGCUGAUUAUUUCAAGGGAACGUGGAGUCAUGGCAACAGGAAAAGCAUCACACUUCCACUCCUGAAGGAGACUCUGGUUGCAGACAGGAAGGUCUCUGCUCAGCCACUGAGAUUUGGUGACGAUGUCCUGAACUUGCGGAAACUGAGCGAACUACCGCACCAUCUGCUGAAUGGGGGACGCAUUGAGGAGCUGAAACAGGAGGUUCUUGGGAACAUGGAAUGGAUAGUUUGCAAAGUACAAGCCUCAGGAAUGAAAGGUUUGCUGGAGGAUUUUUAUGCCUGCACCAAGCAAAUCGAUUGUCCUGAGGUGCAGCUUGUUCAGGAUGCACUUUUACUGAUCUGGCCAACAGUGGACUUCAUGGAGAAUGGAAUAGACCAGAGUGUCCUUUACACUGAGAUGUUGGCUCGCCUCCAUUUCUUCAAGGGUUCUUACCCAAUGAUUGACAAACUGUGCCAGCAAUGUGAAAGAUGGUGUGCUGCAUGUCCCAACCCAAUCUUCACUCCUCUGUGUGGCUUCUUUCAGCCUCCUGGGGGACCACUAAGAACGACAUUGACUGGCUUCAGCAAAGGGGUGACUGCAAUGGAGCUAAGUACUGAUUGCACACUGCUGGUGGCAGCUUCACUGGAUGGAAUGAUGAUCGUAUGGAACCUGCAGGAUAUCGAAGUGAUUCACACGCUGACAGGCCAUUCUGCCGAAGUAAAGUGCAUCAAGGUGAUUCACAACAAGGCUCAAGCUGUGUCUGGAUCCUUUGACCAUACACUGCGCCUGUGGAAUCUAUUGACCGGGAAAGAGAUCUAUUCCAUCCCAGAGGAUCACUCCGGCUAUGAACACUUUGCACUGCUCCAUGUGGACGAAGCUGCUGACGUGAUCUACUCGGUCUCAGGCCCCCAGAUUAAGGCUUGGCACCUGAAAAACGGACAGCCUCUGUUCCAAUUAUCCGGUGGCACCUUGGACCACACCACAUGUACAGCAGUGCUCGGAUCCCACAGCUCGCUACUCACCAUGUCCUUUGGGGGCACAUUGUGUGUGUGGGAUGAAAUCCAGGGCACUCUACAGAACACUUACCAUCUCACCGGCCUAAGUCUCUCCACCCCGACCUGCAUUCUUUCAAUCAGAAGCCAGGACAAAGUCGCGGUGGGAUUCAACGAUGGCUUUGUGGCAAUGGUAUCUCUGGAUGGGAGCUGCGACACAGCAAGGGUCAAUUGUCCAAUCACAUUCUUGCUUGCUUCAAAAGAUGAAAAGUGUCUUUUGGCAGGUUUUGGAAAGUACAUCCGCGUUUUCAAAUUGAAUUAUAGCUCCAUUCUGAAAGUCCUGCUGAUGGAUUUGGAACACAGUGGCAGUGUUCAGGCUGCAGUGAUCAGUCAGGAUGGGAGCACACUGAUCACAGGCUCCAACGAUGAGACCAUUCGGGUCUGGAGUUUAUUGGACAAAGGAAAGCUGGUGGACUCCAUGGAGGGUAUGGGAGUCCCCAUCAAUUUGCUGUCUCUGUCCGGCAAUACCUUGAUAUCGGCAUCCCGCAGUGCCUACUAUCUCAAAAUCUGGAGCCUCGCUUACAAUCGCCAGCACAAAACCAUUGCUCCUUUCCAUAACCGCACGGCAAUUGCUGGCAUUUCAGAAGAUGGGAAGUUUGUGUGCUUCCCCAAAUCUGGGGAUUUGGAGAAAACAGUCAUCUGGAAUCCUGAAGAAGGUGUGACUCUCCGUACAAUCGACACUGGCAAUGAAAUCUGCAGGCUUGCUGUCGUCCAGCUGAAGAGGUUACUGCUCUGUGGCCUGAGAUCUGGGGCCCUGCUGGCUUUCUGCAUGGAGACAUGGCAGGAGCUGAUGUGCUGUCAGCCCCCAGGGCCAGGGGAAACAGUCCAAUGUCUCGCCGUUAGCAGAAGCGAGGAGCAGUUGGCAACAGCGUACAUUAGUUGUGUCAUGGUGCGUGCACUACACAGUGCGGAGUGCGACCCCCUACUGGGCGAUACCCUGGCCACUUUCCCCACUCUGCCACGCUUUGUAUUGACCAGUAUGGCCGUCAUGUCAGACUGCAGUGUACUGCUAGGCAUGGACACUGGGGAGCUCCACCUCUACACUGGGAACUCACUGCCCACUGUCCUGGAGCCUCACGACAGCAGAGUAACCUGCUUGGAGAUCAGUCACAAGGAAGAGUACGCCUUCAGUGGGUGUCAGGGGCCAGUCCAGAGAAUAUGGAAUCUCCAAAAGCAGCGGUGGGACUGUGAGUUUUCCUACAAGGGCUUGUUCUUUCAGGGGGUCAAGUGUGCAGCUUUCUCACUGGAUGAUCGUGUCAUCUACACCGGCUCGCGGGAUCGAACCAUCAAAGCAUGGGACCUUCGCAACGGUUGCCUUUUAGUGGUACAGUACGUGUAUGCGGAGGUGACCAACAUUGUGCCAUCCUCCACUGGACUCUUGGCCAGCACGAGGCUGGGCUACCUCGUCCGAGAGAGCUUCACUUGCCCACCGGUUCCUGAUGCCAAUUACAACCCUCUCAGAAACAUCCGGGCGAGCUGCUGUGUGCAGGUCAGACAUGGGCAAGGUACCAGGAGGGUCUUCAGCACUGGACCUCGGAACGGCAGCAGGAAGAGCCCAGUUGUACAGCAGAAACUCACAACCCUGAGUACACGUCAUCCUCAAAUGGAGAGAAGCAGCCCAAUAGCAAAGACAACCAGCUCCAUUGUUAUCUGA